Molecule: messenger RNA, 7015 nt
Organism: Esox lucius (northern pike)
Lineage: Eukaryota; Metazoa; Chordata; Actinopteri; Esociformes; Esocidae
Gene: shoc2
Product: SHOC2 leucine rich repeat scaffold protein
Exons: 10
Coding region: 547-2307 (586 amino acids)
Molecular function (GO): protein binding
Source: RefSeq, a predicted model, not a curated record
CGUGCGUGUGACGCAAUUUAGUGGUGGGGAGGGGACCAGAGUAACAGUGGUAGGAAAGAGGAGGAAGCAGGGAUGGCCGAGUCACACCUCUGAAGUGUUCCAAGAGACCAAAUUCUUAGAAUCUCAAUGACCUUUGUAGUCUGAGCUCUCUUCCACCCAGACUGAGUGGGAUUACCUACAGUACAAUCAAGAGCAAUGUGGGCCCUGCCUGCCACUACUGCCACUCCAGUCAAGUCACACUGUCAGAGGAUUUACUUCCCCAUGACGUUCUGAGAAACGAAAAAGAGAAACGAAACAGUUUGGAUCGGCAGGAUUUUUUCCUGAAGGCAGAUGCUUGUAAAUAUGAAGGCCCACGCAGGUAUAUAUUGAGGACAUACGCGAAGGCUGCCUCUCAACCUUCUCCUGCUCCAUGCCCAUUUGUCCCGCCUCCGUCACAUUUCUCUGAGGGGGCAAAAAAUAAAACAAAAUAAACCGUCUGGAGUAACCGCCGGGACGUUACGGACCCAUGAGCGACUCUGCAGGAGGUCCGACAACCACGUCGACGACAUGAGUAGUACUUUAGGCAACAAAGACAAGGACCCGAAAGAGAAGGACCCGAAAGGAGGUCCGGCCACGGGGAAAGAAAGGGAAAAAGAGGCCAAGGCUGCCCUGGCUGGAUUGGGAGGUAAAGAUGUCGGCAAGGAGCCCAAGACCAAAGGUAAAGACGCCAAAGACGGAAAGAAGGAUGCGGGUUCCGCGCCGCCCGCCGUCGCCUUUUCCGUGGACAACACGAUAAAGAGGCCAAAUCCGGCGUCAGGGACGCGGAAAAAGGCCAGCAGUGCAGAGGUGAGCAAAGAGGUCACCAAGUGCCGCGAGGAGAACUCCACACGUCUGGAUCUGUCCAAGCGUUCGAUCCAGUCGCUGCCCACCAGCAUCAAGGACCUCACCCAGCUGGCCGAGCUCUAUCUGUACAGCAACAAGCUCCAGAGUCUCCCCUCAGAAGUGGGCUGUCUAUCCGGCCUGGUCACCCUGGCCCUGAGCGAGAACUCCCUCACCAGUCUGCCGGAGUCGCUGGACUCGCUAAAGAAGCUCCGGAUGCUGGACCUGAGGCACAAUAAACUGAGGGAGAUCCCGGGGGUGGUCUACCGGGUCACGUCGCUCACCACGCUGUACUUGAGGUUCAACCGGAUCACGGCGGUGGAGCGGGACAUCCGGAACCUGGCCAAGUUGACCAUGCUCAGCAUCCGUGAGAACAAGAUCAAACAGCUGCCCGCCGAGAUCGGGGAGCUUUGCAACCUCAUUACCCUGGACGUUGCCCAUAACCAGCUGGAACACCUUCCUAAGGAGAUUGGCAACUGCACACAGAUCACCAACCUUGACCUACAGCACAAUGAGCUACUGGACCUACCAGAAACUAUAGGCAACCUGUCGAGCAUAAACCGCCUGGGUCUGCGCUACAAUAGGUUGUCAGCCAUCCCCAGGUCGCUGGCCAAGUGCAGGGAACUGGAAGAGCUUAACCUGGAGAACAACAACAUCUCUGUGUUGCCGGAGGGUCUUCUGUCAAGUCUGGUAAACCUGACCAGUCUUACCCUGGCGAGGAACUGUUUCCAGUCCUACCCUGUUGGCGGGCCCUCCCAGUUCUCCACCAUCUACUCUCUCAACAUGGAGCACAACCGCAUCAGCAAGAUCCCCUUUGGUAUCUUCUCCAGGGCCAAAGUACUCAGCAAACUCAACAUGAAGGACAACCAGUUGACGUCUCUGCCUCUAGACUUCGGCACGUGGACCAGUAUGGUGGAGCUCAACCUGGCCACCAAUCAGCUGACGAAGAUCCCGGAGGACAUCUGUGGUCUUGUUUCGCUCGAGGUCUUGAUUUUGUCCAACAAUCUUCUGAAGAAGUUGCCCCAUGGUAUUGGUAACUUGAGGAAGCUGCGUGAGCUUGACUUGGAGGAGAAUAAGUUGGAAUCUCUUCCAAAUGAAAUCGCUUACCUGAAAGAUUUACAGAAACUAGUGUUGACCAAUAACCAGCUGACCACGUUGCCCAGAGGGAUCGGCCACCUCACCAACCUGACCCACCUGGGUCUGGGGGAGAACUUACUGCAACACCUGCCUGAGGAGAUCGGUACACUGGAGAACCUGGAGGAGCUGUACCUCAACGACAACCCCAACCUUCACAGCCUCCCAUUCGAGCUGGCCCUGUGCAGCAAGCUGUCCAUCAUGAGCAUUGAGAACUGUCCCCUGAGCCACCUGCCCCCACAGAUCGUCGCCGGAGGCCCCUCCUUUAUCAUCCAGUUCCUGAAGAUGCAGGGGCCGUAUCGUGCCAUGGUCUGAGAGGGCCACAGGUGUGGUCUUGGCUCAAAAAGCCAUGGUCUGAGAGGUGAUCUGACAGACCACGCCCAUGGCCGACAGACCACGCCCAUGGCCGACAGACCACGCCCAUGGCCGACAGACCACGCCCAUGGUAUUAAAGACCACAGCCUAUGUUUUAACAGACCGCGCCCAUGGUAUUAAAGACCACAGCCUAUGUUUUAACAGACCACGCCCAUGGCUGACAGACCACGCCCAUGGCUGACAGACCACGCCCAUGGCCUGAUAUUCUGAUGUGGAUGCCCACCCAGUCAGCCUGUCCUCCCCAACCUGUCUAACUACAUGUCAUACACUGUUUAAAAAAAGAAAUGCGUUAAAAAAAAGACAAAAAAAAAGAACAUAACAACAAUCAAAAUGUACAGAAUGUGAGGAGAAAAAAUGUCCGGUUCAUGCAUUAUCUAUCUAUAUAUCUAUCUUAUAUACGUGAGGAAAAAAUACAAAACAAACAAGGCAAAUCCUAUAUUGAGACUGCUUUAGCGUUUCUGUUCAGGAAGCAUAGCCAUUUAGAUGGCCAACUUCCACUAUAUUUCAUUCCCGAAUUAUGUAAGAAGACAAAUUAAAGGGAAUUCCACUACUUUUCAUUCAUAUAUGGACACCGGGGUUGUGCUGGCGAUUAGAAAUAUGACAUGAAAAAGUGGUUGAAUUCUCCUUUAAUAUACAUCCACCCCCUUUUGCCAAAACUGAUUAUGUAUAUUGGGUGAUUGUCAGCUGACAUUGCUAUAUGAGUCUUUUAACAUAUAAAUCAUAUUCCCAAUGCCAACAUAUUUACAGUAAUUAGGCAUAUGUCUAUAAAAAGAGCUUAGGAUACAAUUGUAUGCAAAACAUAUUUGAAACUUUACUGCUGCUGCCAUAAUCAUGUUGAUUUUAUUUUUGAUUAUUCUUUUUUUUUUACACUCCACUAAAGAUUUUUAUUUGUGUUUUAUAGUGAGGUUUGAGGAUAAAGAACAAAGGUCUAAUGUGGAUGUUUUUAAUUCACAUUAAUACAUAAACUGUGCCUACAUAUCCAGGGUGAUCUGCUGUUUUGUCUGACUAGUAUAACUCAAUUGUCCAUUAAUAUUAUACAAAGGUAUAAUUUAUUUAAAAUAUUUUUCUUUUCUGGAAUUGUUCGAAUAGAUUUUUUUAACAUGUAUUAUAUUAGUUGUAUUUGUUGCAGUCGGGCACAGUUCUAUAGAAGUAUGUGAUAGUUAUCGAUUCUAAUCAAUGGCUUGGUUUGAAAUAAAACAAUUGCAGUAAUCGCUCAAAAGUAAGCCGGUAAUAUGUACAAGAAAUGCAUAAAAAUGUAAUGCUAAAAAAUAGAACCUUUAUCGGACCGACAGUAAUUUUAAUCAUUUUAAUGUUUACUCUGUUUGCUACAUCUUCUGUUUUGGGGCUCUGUAACUGUAAUACAAUGUUGAAAUGAUUGACCGGCCACAACAUAAAGAAAGCUGAAGUAAACGUGUCAGCACAGCCAAUUACUAAUGUCAUGGUUACUGUUAUUAUGGUAUGCCAGAAACAAGAAUCAAACCCCUAUUUGUAAUUUUACAUCCAGUCUCUUACUGCGUUUUAGUCUUUCUUUUGGAUUGCUCAUCCUUUGUCUUCUACUUCUUCUGAAACGGUUUGUGAAGAUCUCUGACAGUGGAAGAGUUGCUCUGCUCAGCUUUUUGUAUUGUCGUUGCUGCUGUUCUUAUGCACUUUUUAAAUGACCUUGGAAUAAUCCUCUUAACAAUGACAACAUCCUAAUCUCCUUGGGGGCAUUUUGUUUCACAGUGAGGUAUUUUAUCAUGUUAAUUUUAUAAUGAUGUGAAAUUGAUAUAAUUGUAGAUUAAUUAUGAUACAAGCUCUGGUUUAAACCUAAACUAGUAAGUCUGUGUCAGGAGUCAAAUUCAGACUAUUUGGAUUUUGUCCCUAUCAAUCGUGAUGGAAAAUUAUUAGUUUGAGCUGUAUGUCUGAUGCUGUUGGUAAGGGAUGUAUUACAGCACCCCAUAUCUUGCUCAUAUGUACAACAAACAAUAAUGCAAUUCAUUGAGUUUCACAUUGUUAAAUUUCACAUUGUUGCAAUUUGUUUUAAUUUUUUAUUAUAAUGUAUAAUAGGUUUGCUCCGUCACGACUGUACAUUACAAAAGGUAUAUCAAACCAAACACCUUGAAGAGGGCGGAGGAGGCUGAGUACUAAAUCAUGACUUUAGAAAAAUAUUUUAUUUUAAUCAAGUGUUGGUCAAUGUUUUUUGGCAGCAGCUGGUGGUUGACAUGUUGGGUGUGGACUGGUAAUGGGAAAACCAAGGCCUGGGCAGAGCACACACCCAGAAAAAAUAUACCGCUGCUUCUAAUCCUACCAGCAAAACCUGUUGCUGCUUCAGUGUGAAACUUUUCUGAAACAUGCUGUAAAAUAUUGAUGGUGGGGGGGGUGAAAAGUGAUUUAUUCUAAACAACAUUGAUACAGACUUAACAGAACACUUGUAAAGUAGCCUGGCUGGGACAAAUCCAUUGACCUCCGAUCCUUGACCUCACUCUCGAGGUUGCAGGAGUUCAGAGCGUCUGGUGGUUUUCAAACAGAUCAAAUUGUUUGGACCGACGAACAACACGGAAAAAACUAAGGUGCAUAUUUGAGCCUAUAGCGUAGUAGUUAGUUACAACACAAAUACUUUUUUUUGAAAAGACAAAAAAAUGUUAAAAGGGCUUUCUUCUUGUUCUCUAUGUACACGCUCAAACUAUACCACCAGAGACAACGCAUUCCCGGUUUUAUAUUUUAAAAAAAGCCUCGGAGGAAAUGGACAAAACAAAUGUAUUUCUUUUUUGUUUGUGUUAUUGCGUUUAUAGAUGUAAACAAAAUGGAACAGUUGUGAAAAUGCCUUCAGUGAGUACAUAAGUGAGAUGUGCAUUAGGGUAUGCAGCCUGAAAAAUGCUGUUAUCCCAUAUAAUCUUAAGUCUGUUUUUGUUAAAGAACAUUCUGUGCCAUUUGCAAGUGAGGGGUAAUUGACACUGAUAGUAUAUAUAGGUAACCUGGGACCUGUCAGUCUUAAUCGUUCAGUAAGGCAUUUAUCAAAAACAAGGAAUGUAAGUUGAACAUGCUUUUGGAAUAAUGGUUAUGACUUUGUCUAGGUUCAGUGUGUUGAGAGUGGUCAUGUUUUGGUCUCAUAUCUGACGGUGAAUAUAUGAGGCGGUGUUUGCGAGCAUCGAGAGGGCUUGGAGAUGACUAGUAGGUGUUUUUAUUUUUUAUAGUCUUUGAUUUUAGGUCAUAAUGUGUAAGAAUCAUGGUAAAUUUGAUCCUUUUUUUAAUAUUUUUUUUUUAUCUUGUUUUAAAUUGUAGAAACGUAUUGUCUCAAUCCCUUUUCUUGCCUGGCUUAGUUGUAUAGGUUACCAAGCUUGUUGAAGAAUAAUUUAACAUGAAGACUUUUUGUCUGGGUCGGAACUAGGGGCAUCGAUUUGUUGUAAAAAGACAAGAUAAUGUGGCUAAUAUUUGGUAUCUGCAACAAAAAAAAAAUAUAUAUAUAUCCAUUGCGAAUAGUAUCUGAAGCAUUGUGCAGCCUACAAUGCUUAACCUACCUAUUCUUUGACAAGCAGCCUUAACUGUUUAUCUUUGUUUUGUUACUAUAGUCUGUGACUGUACCUACCAUGUUAUAUCCAGUAGUUGACUGGUCUGUAAACUGUCAUUUCUGGUUUUUGCUUUCUUGCUCUGUACAUGCUUAUUUUCACCUGGCCUGAUCAGUGAAUGACAGUUCUUACUUGAUCAUGAUCUAGCCUGGUAUCCAAAUGGAGGUCUGUACUACUAUUCUGGAAUGCUUAACUAGUGAUCAAUGGUGAGACAGUAGCACUUCAUUUAGAUUCCAGGCUAGCUACUAGGUUACCCCAAGCAGUCCCUAAACCAUACAGACCUGCCCAGGCUAAGCCCUAAAUUUCCCCACAUCCCCACCUUCUCCUCAACUUCCAGUCGAUGGUUGCUCACAUGGCUAGUUUUUAAUCAUAUAAGACAGAUAAUCAGUUGUGAUAUAAAUUAGAUGAAACAUUUCCUGGCCUUUAAGUGACCGGUCUCUUGACCAGGAAGAACUCCUGUCUUUAGUUACAGCCAAUAAUAACUCGGGCUCUGAGUUUUCUCCCUGAUCUCUUCACCUCAAGGUCAGGAAAAACUCCCUGACGCUCAUCAUGACAAAAGAGCUGACGGUUUAAUGGUCAGAAAUUAGACGGAUCAUCUUAUUUUCUACUACUAGAACACAGUUCUUUGUUGAAAGAUUCCUUUUGUCUCUGUUCAAAUAUGUGAGUCCAGUAUAUGCAGACAUGGCUACCUCAAUGUGAGUCUGCAUUUCUGACUGUCAUGGCCACUACCGUCCAAGUUCAGGAGUAUCAAACACAAAUGUGCUAAAAGAUAUUGUGGCAGGGGGGGUAAAAUAAUAUUUUUCUCAAACUUUUGGCGCUGGGUGACAGUUCCCAUAAUUUUUUUUCCCCCUGAACAUCUGCUGUUCUUUUCUGAGAUGCUUAUUCUAAUUAUUACUUGGCAAAUUAAAAGAUAAAUUAUUUGUUUGCUUGGUUGUAAAUUUCCCACUUAUUAAUCGAAGCCUAUUGUAAAGAAUAUGAUUCAGACACCUGCUAAAAAGUUUGCAAAAUAAUUACUUUUUGCAAAAUAUUUGAAAAAUUGGUCAUGCUUGGUGACGUUCUGUAUGUACAUAUAUCUUUUAACUGUAAUAAACCUAUAGAAAUUU